Rubroshorea leprosula is the source of this 1038-nucleotide messenger RNA. Lineage: Eukaryota; Viridiplantae; Streptophyta; Magnoliopsida; Malvales; Dipterocarpaceae. The record is from the annotation of a GenBank genome assembly.
GCUGCUGUCUGUUACACCCUGGUUGAUUCAACUGUUCUUCCCGAUUAAGGGGAAAAUGGAAAAAAUUCGCUGGAGAAGUAAAAUAAGCUUUUAAAAAUGGAAAUAUGGAGCUUGAGACUUACGUGGACUCAAUGGACUUAAAGGUUAAAGAGUUGUUAAAGGAGGUGCGGCUUGAACACACACUUGCUAUCACCGGACUCGUGAUGAUGCAGUUUCCGCCGUCAAAUCUGCCUUGGAAAGAGUCCCAGAUGAUUUUCAGGUAACGGCUGAUUUAGCUCCAGGAUGAGGCUGCAAUGACUUUAAAAUGUAAGGGUGGGAGAGUGAGCAGUAGGCAAGGCAUCUCAUUCUAAAGAGAAUUAUUGAGCAUUUACUCCAACGGCAUCUUUCUUUGUAUAAAGAUAAUAUUGAGCAAAUAGUAGAUCAACUUGAUUUCUCCUUGCUUCAUGGUGGUAAAGGUAUUGUUAUCUGCCAUUUACCCACUAUCAAUCUUUGUGAUCUUUCUUCUUCUUCUUCUUCUUCUUCUUCAUUUUUUUUCCUGUUAAUCAUGCAAUGUUUUAUAACAAUUCCACUAGCAAUUUCUCAGACCCAAUUUCAUAUUCUGGAAGAUUGCUUGGGGCGUUUGAAGAAUUAUCAAAGUGCUUGCAUGGUAUAAGAGAUGUUCCCCUGUGUGUAUCUAGUAUGCAACCAUUGGACUCUGGUACUAAUCUUAGCAAGAAAAGCAUUCUUUCCUUCUUGUCUCCGGUUACCUCCUCAUCUUUUCCUAGUGCCUUUUUUUUUUUUUUUUGCCAUCAGUGCUUGUUCUUGUUGGGAUGAGUGAUGUUUGAGGCUUGCAAAGCGGUUGAUCACUUCACAUCUCUUCUCUGCUUGUUUGGUAGAGGAAGCAGCUGAACUGUUAGCUGCUUAUCUCUUUUUGAAGCCUCUGCCAUUUAAUGUUCCCUGCUCGAGGGUCAAUGGUUUUUUAAGGUAUAGUCUUCUCCCACCUGUGGCUGCAGAUAUAUGAAUCUUCCUUGCUGCACCAAAUAUAAUAAUCUCAGUCUU